This is a messenger RNA of Lindgomyces ingoldianus, 3299 nucleotides long. RefSeq names its product ARM repeat-containing protein. Gene Ontology annotation, biological process: protein import into nucleus. Lineage: Eukaryota; Fungi; Ascomycota; Dothideomycetes; Pleosporales; Lindgomycetaceae. The record is from RefSeq and is a predicted model, not a curated record. The transcript has 8 exons. The coding region runs from base 108 to 3200 and encodes 1030 amino acids. Gene Ontology annotation, cellular component: cytoplasm; nuclear membrane.
GCGAGGGAAUGCUUUAUUGCUGCUAACCCCGCAGAGACCUCGCCUUUCAAGAGGCCACCACAACACCUUCCAGAAGAACCAGAUCAUUUCAGAACCAGGUCGUCGCCAUGACUGACGGCUCUGUGCCCCCACCCCAAGCUUUUCCCCUAAGCUUUGAAGAGAUCGAAGGGCUCGUGAAGACACUAUACGACCCCGGCCAUGCUAAAAGAGUGUCUGAGAUCGAGGCUACAUUACGGGUGCUUCAGCGGUCUCCCCAAGGGUGGGAUAUUGGUGAUGCCUUGUUGCACAGCAGUGAUGAGAAUGUCCGCUUCUUUGGCGCUCUAACCUUCACCAUCAAGCUAAAUGCCGACUCUACCGGGCUAAACGAAGAGGCUUCGCAGCAACUCCUCUCCAAACUUAUUCACCAUCUCGUUUCACAUGCCAAGUUGUCCAUAGCCACCCGAAAAUUAUGUUCAACACUUGCACAAUACUUCUGCAAACCAAUAUCAGUAUGGACUAUGUCAAUUCGGAGUUUGGCAGUCUCAUUUGCUCAGCAACAGCCUGUGUUGGAUGAUGCCCUCGGCAACCAGCCGUCAACGUGGGACAUACUGCCAGCGCUUUCAGAUGAUCAACUCCUUUGUCUGCUCGAAUUUGGAAUGGACCUAGCUGAUGAAGCGAAGAAGAUUGCAAACGUUCCGGACCGUAGCCCUCAUGAACGGAUGAUCCCAAACGCUGAAAGCAUCGAAGUCCUUCUUCAGGUGUCUUUCGGACGGGGUAUUAAAUACCUCUCAACACCUAUCAAGGAUCCGGAUUACGACAACUACCUGCAACUUGGUGAGAAGAUUUGUGGUUCCUCUUUAAAAUGCUUCAUUGGGUGGAUCUUCUAUGCUCAGUCAGAGUUUAAAGAAGUGCCAGGAAAGCUCCAAUACCUUCGAUCAGUGACCGAGCUAGCAUUAGCCUGCCUCGAAUACCACGUUGAUGACGCCAUGGAACUUGUUGCGGAAGUGCUAGAAAACUAUCCAAAUUUCUUCGAACCGAAGCAGCAAGAGAUGCUCUGGUCAGCGAUAAUGAGUCCCUGGGGGAUGGACAUCUUGAAGAAUCUCGAUGCGGAAACAGUCUCCCUUGCAAGGAUCAUUGUGGCAUAUGGACAAAUCCUGCUCAACGCAAGAAUCCUAUACCGGGAACCAGAUAUCACUCAUCACCAGCAAGUCAUGUCUGUCUUACACGAAUUACUUAAGUACCCCGACCCGGUCGGUGUUGAAGACGAUGUCGCCCCAGUUGUGCUUGACUUCUGGAACAAUUACGUCAGCACUAUCGCAGAGGAACUCUUCCAGUUCACCGAGGAAGACGCCAAGCCAGCAUGGACAGAAAAGGCGAGGGCCAAUGUCUUCUUGGCGAUAUCUGAGUUCUUCCAAAAGAUCACCUUCCCUCCAGCAGCUAUCACCAAGUCUUGGCAUUCAGACGAGAAGAAGACCUUCAAGGUGUUCCGCGUUGAUGUCCGAGAUAUUGUGCAGGAGGCCUUCGAAGUCCUUCGAGAAACUGUGCUAGACCAGUUCCUUGACUUUACGCUGCGGGCCCUGGAAGCGGGCAACUGGCUGGAGCUUGAAGCAGGCAUGUUCUGCUUGAACGCUAUUUCCGAGGCUCUAGCAGAACCGGCCGAUGCGCGGGUGCGGCGAUUGUUUGAGCAACCUCUCUUCACUGUUAUGGCUGGGAAUGCAGAAAUUCCUGCUAUCACACGUCGAACUGCUGUCGAAAUGGUUGCUGCCUUCAACAGCUUCUUUCUUCGAAAACCUGAGUUCCUUCCUCAAGUUUUGCCGUUCCUUCUCAGUGCUUUGGCGCAACCGGCUCUCGCACAUAGCGCAGCGAAGUCAUUUGCCUCACUAUGCUCCGAGUGCCGAAAGUCACUUACAGGCGAGCUGACCUCUUUUUUCCAAAUGUAUGAACAGUUUCUCGGCUAUCAAACGGCCGAAGAGUUCACGAAGAGCAAAGUAUUAGAAGGUAUUGCUGCGAUAGUACAAGCCCAAGAUUCAGACGACAAGCGACAGCCCGGUGUGCAGCAACUCUUUCAAUACAUCACACACGACGCCAUGCAAGCAAUCAACGUCAUGAAGGAGGGUAACGAUCCAGAGCAGGGCCAAGUCCUCGCUCUCACAACGCUAAAAUGCCUCGCCUGCAUCGGCAAGUCCCUCCAAGCAUCCGAUGAAGAAGUCAUUGACCUCGAAUCUGAGCACAACCCUUCCCAAUACUGGACACAAGGCCCAGGCAAACAAAUCCAAAAUCAAAUCAUCAACUUCGUAAACUAUCUCACUCAGGUAUUCAUCUCCAACUCUGAGGUCAUCGAGGCAGCCUGCGAUGUCCUACGCGUCGGACUCAAAGAAACAGUACCUGGGCCUUUUGUGCUCCCGCCAUCCGCAUUCAUCGACUUCAUCGCGAAAACGAAUAUGCAGACUCCGAGACUGCCAUAUGUUCUUGAGACGGCGUGUUGUUUCAUCUCAUCCCAUAAAUCAGACAAAUCGGAAGAGUAUCAGGUCCAGGCACAGCGCCUCCUCCACUACAUCCUUACCAUCAUGCAAAGUCUCCAACAUCCUUCCAACGACCCUGAAAUCUCGGUUGGCUGUACCGAGGUGAUACAAAAGUUCAUCAGCACAAACGCGGCAAUCCUAUCGACGGUUCCAGCAGGUGUUCUGAAGGGCAUGUUCGACUUCUCAAUCGAAUGUAUCAAGUCCCCUGAGGUUCUACCUAAACGCGCAGCCGCGUCCCUCUGGAAAGAUAUAUUUGAGCUGAGCGGAAAUACGAAGAAUGCACACCAAACGACGGGCCAGGAUAUUGUGAAUCAUUUUGGGCAGGCGGUUACGUCGGCGUUGAUAUUCAACGUAUGUGGUGAGGUUGAUGGAUCCAGUCUGGAUCAAAUUAUCGCACCAUUGCGGAAGAUCAUUCAGUCCGACCGGAAUGCGCGGACAUAUAUCACGAACGCCAUAGCGGAACAGCCUCUCAUAAUUCGUGUCAAGGAGGAUCCAACAACUCAGGAGAUGGUGCGGAAGUAUGUUGAAGGGCUUAUGAGAAAUGCCCGCGCCUCCACAGCGUUCAAGGAAACGGUCAAAGACUUCUGGGCGAAGUGCAAGCAGAUCCAGAUGCAAUUUACGCCCCCGCAGAUGAUGCAUCCAGGCCAUAGAUUUGCGCAAGGUGUGCACCCUGCCCCGAGUCCAGCGCAUGGGUACUAGAUCGCAACCCCUCUACCCUUCGAACUAUCUCCUCAUCAUUCCGUCUUCGGUAGAGAUCCUAUAGUCAGUAGUCCUUGAACUCAGCGAACGCAGCCAGCG